GCCGUUACAAAGGUUCAUGUUCGGCACUACUACUAUACUUCUAUUAUUUUCACCUGGUGAAGAAGACGAAUGACGUUUGACAGGUCAAAUCUACGGGCUGCAAGUGUUGACGUCGCACAUCUUGGUCUGCGUUUGUAAUCACAGGCUUCUACCAUGGUAGAAGUCAAGGCACAAGUAUUAGGUGGCCCUGUCCACCUUGCAGGUGACACAGUGCAAGUCUGUGUCACUAUCACAGUUCCAUCGCUAGAUCCAGCUCUACGUGCACAGUCAAGUGAUGUAUGUGAAGUUUCUCGCUGGGUAGUUGCACAGAUCCAUUGUCAGUGCUCAGUUAAUGAAUCUCGUGUUCAUCUCCCAGCUUAGCCUAAACCACCAGAGGAUAGAGCUGUUACCAAUGCUGACACAUCAUUUGCUCCUUGCCGUGGUGAAAGAGGCCAUGUUGUCCUAUCUACAAAACCUAAAAUUCUAUUUUGUGACCUCCAGCUUCUACCAGGUGAAAGACGAUCAUUCUUGUACAAAGGAACUCUUCCAUGCGAUGCGCCACCAACAUAUCGAGGCCAACUCUUGAAAUAUGCCUACAAGAUAACCAUUGGUGUCCAGCGUCUCGGUGCAACGAUCAAACUUCUAAGAGUACCCAUCCGAGUUAUUGUCUUACGAGGACUGAGUGAAGCGUGUGUCUAUAGUGAAAGUGGGGAAUUAGCACCAUCAAAUCCUUUUUUACACACUCCACAACGUGAUACUCCUAGACACACUGCUCUGCAAUUGAUUCAAAAUCUUUCAACUCGCAAGAAUUUAACACAAUACAAUAUAACAAAUGCACGAGGAAAAGUGGUACAUUUUUGCAUCUAUAAAACUAGCUUUAGGCUGGGGGAAGAUAUUGUAGCUACAUUUGACUUUAACACUGCCGAGGUUCCAUGUGUCCAGUACUCAGUAACUCUUCAGAGUGAAGAAGUGAUAGCUGAAGCCUGUCGUCAACGUCCGUCACAGAAGCCCAUGAUUAUGGCUUAUAGCAAAACUCAUGAAAUGUGUCUGAAUAUGACUCACACACAUUUCUUGCUUCCAGUACCUUUACAUGUCACUCCAUCAUUUAGUACAGAUAUAGGUAACCUGAGGUGGCUUCUACAUUUUGAAUUUGUGACAAGUGUCAAUGAAGUUGCUGGACCAUCACCACCAAGUGGGGCCAAAGACCAAGUAGAGUGGCGUGCACCAAGUACUUUAGAUAUUGAAACAAUGGUUUGGGAUUUACCUAUUACUAUUCUACCCACUACUCCAAAUCAAGUAGCCCAAGCUAUUUGCAUGCCAGCUCAACAAAGUCUUCCAUUAUAGAAACUAUAGAAUUUAUAGAAUUUCUAAUAUGUAUAAUAUCUAUAUAAUAGGUUAUUUGUUUUCAUUUUAGAGUAUGUUUGAAAGUUAUAUAUCUAUCUGUAGUUUUAUUCAUAAAAGGUGAGAUCUAGCGAAGAACUUUUUCAACCUGUAGUUUUUAAGAAAUGAAAAUGUUUAAGGUAA
This is a messenger RNA of Macrobrachium nipponense, 1503 nucleotides long. Its product is annotated as RAB6A-GEF complex partner protein 2-like. Gene Ontology annotation, biological process: retrograde transport, endosome to Golgi. The record is from RefSeq and is a predicted model, not a curated record. Gene Ontology annotation, cellular component: Ric1-Rgp1 guanyl-nucleotide exchange factor complex; Golgi membrane. Lineage: Eukaryota; Metazoa; Arthropoda; Malacostraca; Decapoda; Palaemonidae.